AUGGCUCCUGACCUCUCCUGGGCUGUUUGCUCAGGGGCUGGCCGAGCUUUUGCAAGGUUUCCAGGGGAACUGCAGGUUUAUGGCUUUCCUGUAGUGCCCUUCCCUGUUAUCGGCUCGGCCCCAUUGAUCCCUUUGAUCGGCGUCGGCGGAGGAGGAAUUCGGCCCCACGGGGACCCUCCCGGGAGAUCUCUGAUUGCCCCUUGGGAACUGCCCCAGCCCUUGGGUGGGCUUUGGGUCAGUGCGCUGCUGGGAGCAGGGUCAGGGGGCUGGGUGCCCGCUCUCAGUGCUGCUGGGCACAGCUGCCCUCACUCUGCUGCACAGUGUGAGCACAGACCCCAUCCGCUGCUUGUGGGAUCAGGGGGGAUCCCUGGGGGAAGGUUUGGGGAGACACUGGGCUGCCUGGUGAGGUGUGUGCACUGUUCUCCUCUUGUUGCACAGCUGUACGAGUUGGAUGGUGACCCCCGGAGGAAGGAGUUCCUGGACGACCUCUUCAGCUUCAUGCAGAAGCGAGGGACCCCCGUGAACCGGAUCCCCAUCAUGGCCAAGCAGGUGCUGGACCUGUACAUGCUCUACAUGCUGGUGACGGAGAAGGGAGGCCUGGUGGAGGUCAUCAACAAGAAGCUGUGGCGAGAGAUCACCAAGGGGCUCAACCUGCCCACCUCCAUCACCAGCGCGGCCUUCACGCUCCGCACCCAGUACAUGAAGUACCUGUACCCCUAUGAAUGUGAGAAGCGGGGCCUGAGCAACCCCAACGAGCUGCAGGCGGCCAUUGACAGCAACCGAAGGGAGGGCCGUCGGCAGGGAUUUGGCAGCUCGCUCUUCACCUACUCACCUGGUGGCACCCAUGGGCUCCUCUCCUCACCCAAGCUGCCGGUGCCAGCCCUGGGGUUGGCCUCGGCCACCAACGGCGGUGCCAUCGCUCCCGUCCAGAAGAUCAAGAAAGAGGAGGACGCACCCAUCCCCAUCUCCAUGCCCAGCCGGCUGCCGGUGUCACUGGCCGGACACCCGGUGGUGGCAGCUCAAGCUGCAGCCGUGCAGGUGGCAGCAGCAGCCCAGGCCGUGGCACUGGAGCAGCUGCGGGAGAAGCUGGAAUCAGGGGAACCCCCGGAGAAGAAGAUGGCACUGGUGACAGACGAGCAGCAGCGGCUGAUGCAGCGUGCCCUGCAGCAGAACCUCCUGGCCAUGACAGCACAGCUGCCCAUGAGCAUCCGCAUCAACAGCCAGGGCACACGCUCACCAGAGAACCGCCAGGACACCUCCAGCAGCACGGCCAACAACGGCACCAACAGCAUCAGCAUGUCGGUUGAGAUCAACGGUAUCGUCUACACAGGUGUGCUGUUCGCCCAGACGCCCGGCCCUUCUUCCUCCUCCUCCUCCUCCUCCUCCUCCUACAGCAAA
Messenger RNA from Meleagris gallopavo (turkey), 1398 nucleotides. The record is from RefSeq and is a predicted model, not a curated record. NCBI's taxonomy places the organism in Eukaryota, Metazoa, Chordata, Aves, Galliformes, Phasianidae.